Messenger RNA from Neurospora tetraspora, 2717 nucleotides. RefSeq lists its product as uncharacterized. Bases 177 to 2630 code for a protein of 817 amino acids. Gene Ontology annotation, biological process: phospholipid biosynthetic process. Gene Ontology annotation, molecular function: glycerol-3-phosphate O-acyltransferase activity; glycerone-phosphate O-acyltransferase activity. The record is from RefSeq and is a predicted model, not a curated record. NCBI's taxonomy places the organism in Eukaryota, Fungi, Ascomycota, Sordariomycetes, Sordariales, Sordariaceae. The transcript is spliced from 2 exons.
AUCUCUGCUUCAAGUCGUCUGGACGUCCAUCUCGAACUGAGAGAGGCUUUGCAAAGCCAUUCCUCCUUUGCGCCGCUUGCGGUUCCCGAGGGAAGAAGAUCACAGAGAGAGACUCGGGUGACUGUUGUCCGGACUUCCAUCUCGCCAAACACUAUCGAAACACUCUCUCUGCAGACAUGGCCGAACAACAGCAACAACUGAAUGGCAAUGUGCCAGAGUCCCAUCACCACCAGAAUGGCAACACCGAGACCACUCCCCUCAUCACGACUGACAAAGAUGCCUCCGCUCCUCCGCAGAGCGCAAAGUCGCCCUCGGCGUCCAAGGAGCUCUAUCCCAUGAGCAAUUGGAAGUACGACACCUUCCUGUGGACCAUGUCCUUCUUGGUCGAUACCUUCUUCCGUGAAGUUCAUCCCCGCGGUUCUUGGAAGGUGCCCCGCAGCGGCCCUGUCCUCUUCGUCGCCGCACCACACGCAAACCAGUUCGUAGACGCCCUUGUACUACAACGCACCCUGCGAAAUGAGGCUAAACGCCGCGUCUCCCUCCUCAUCGCACAAAAGUCCGUCAAGGGCUUCAUCGGCUGGGCCUCUCGCCAGGUCGGUUCCGUCCCUGUCGGCAGACCCCAAGAUUCGGCCAAGCCUGCUGAGGGUACCAUCUAUCUUCCCGACCCCAUCGACGACCCGACCCUCAUCCGCGGCGUCGGCACAAACUUCGAGAAACAAGCUGAAGUGGGCGGCAUAAUCUUCCUCCCCUCCAUCAAGGGUCAGAGCGGCUCCAACGUCGAGAUUGUCGAAAUCCAUGGACCCGAAGAAAUUCGCAUUAAGCGCCCCCUCGGCUCCAAACUCCCCUUGUUCCAACUCACCGGACGCGACGAUAUCGAUGAAAACGGCGAGUUCCAGAACAAGGAGGUGAAGGGAAUCAAGGACGGCUACCAGGGUACAAAGUUCAAGAUCGCACCGCAUAUUGAUCAAACCAAGGUUUAUCAAGCCGUGUUUGAUCGGCUCAAGAAUGGUGGCUGCGUCGGUAUCUUCCCAGAAGGAGGCAGCCACGACCGCAGCGAGCUGCUGCCCCUGAAGGCAGGUGUCGCCAUCAUGGCCCUGGGAACGCUGGCAGAAGCCCCUGACUGCGGCCUCAAAAUCGUGCCGGUUGGCAUGAACUACUUCCACCCUCACAAGUUCCGGUCAAGGGCUGUCCUCGAAUUCGGCGCUCCUUUCGAGGUCCCCAAGGAACUGGUCGAAAUGUACGGCAUUAAGGAUAAGAGACGUGCUGCUAUCUCCAAGGUUCUCGACAUGGUUCAUCAAAGCCUGAGCGCUGUCACUGUUUCGGCCCCGGACUAUGACACCCUGAUGGUCAUUCAAGCGGCAAGACGCCUGUACAACCCCGCGGGCAAGAAGUUGCCUCUGCCUAUCGUGGUAGAGCUAAACCGUCGCCUCGCUCUGGGAUACGACAAGUACAAAGAUGAUCCUCGCAUCGUUGAGCUGCAAGAAUCAGUCACCGAGUACAACAAACAGCUUCGAUACCUGAAUAUCCGCGACCACCAGGUACAGUACGCAAAGUUGUCGUGGCCCAAGGUUGUCGUCACUUUCUUUUACCGUGUCGCCAAGCUCCUGGUGUUGUCAGCGGGUGUGCUCCCAGGCUUGAUCCUCUUUGCCCCUGUCUUUAUUGCUACCAAGCGCAUCAGUCACCAGAAGGCCAAGGAGGCGCUUGCCGGGUCGACGGUCAAAAUCCAAGGCAAGGACGUCAUUGCAACCUGGAAGAUGCUUGUCGCUAUGGCUGUUGCACCCAUCUUGUAUAAUUUAUACACAUGUUUGCUAGCCUACAUGGUGGGCAAGCACCGCCUCUGGGGCUAUGCGCCCGACUGGGUUCCUAUCUGGCUCGUCUACUUCUUCGGAUGGGUCUUCUUCCCUGCCAUUACUUUUGCUGCUCUGCGUUUCGGUGAGGUCGGGAUGGACAUUCUCAAAUCCCUACGCCCACUUGCGCUGUGCAUCAACCCGACAUCGAGUUACAGUCUUCAGAGUCUCAAGCAAAGGCGAGAAGAACUCAGUGCACAGGUUACGCACCUCAUCAACACCCUCGGACCCGAGAUGUUCCCAGACUUUGAACACACUCGUCUCGUUGCCGCCGACGGCUCAUCUCGCAUUCGCGCCGACGGCACCGUUUCGCCGAGCCAGCCGUUUAAGAGACGGGACAGCGGCGUCUCCUCGCCCAACAUGUCCACCCCCGGCAUCUCCACGCCCGGCACCGAGAGCCCCCCCGGUCUUAGAAGAACCGGUACCACGUCGUCCAGUCGCAACAUUCCACGUAACGAGUCGUUUAGCAACAUCGGACAGGUGCCCAUGUUCGCUACCCGACCACCUAGUCGAAGCCGCAGCCGCAGCAGCAGCGCAGGCGGCGGUGGCGGUAACGUUCAGUUCGGCGGGCCACUUGACAAAUUCCCGAACCUCAACACGGAAGAGGGCUUCAACGAGGCGAGCAAGAAGAUUCGCGAGGCAAUGCGUGAAAGAGGCGAGAUGAGGAGGAGGAAGAGCCAGGGUAAGGUGUAUACCCUCAGUGAUCAGUCGGUAGAUGAAGAGGUGGAGGACGAGGCGUCGACGGGAAGUUCUGUGGAUGAGGACGGAAAGAAGCACCUGUGAGAAGCAGGGGCUCGGACCGGAGCAAGAGAUCAGAUCAUUUCUAAAAAUUACCGUUGCGGAUAUCGCUACCACUAUAUGUGACACCCC